This is a messenger RNA of Dreissena polymorpha, 669 nucleotides long. RefSeq lists its product as uncharacterized. The transcript has a single exon. The record is from RefSeq and is a predicted model, not a curated record. NCBI's taxonomy places the organism in Eukaryota, Metazoa, Mollusca, Bivalvia, Myida, Dreissenidae. The annotation marks the transcript as partial.
AGCAGCAGCAGCAGCAGCAGCAGUAGUAGUAGUAGUAGUAGUAGUAGUAGUAGAAUUAGUAGUAACAGUAGUAGUAGAAGUAGUAGUAGUAGUAGUAGAAGUAGUAGUAGUAGUAGUAGUAGUAGUAGUAGUAGUAGUAGUAGUAGUAGUAGUAGUAGUAGUAGUAGUAGUAGUAGUAGUAGUAGUAGUAGUAGAAGCAGCAGUAGUAGUAGUAGUAGUAGUAGUAGUAGUAGAAGUAGUAGUAGUAGUAGUAGUAGUAGUAGUAGUAGUAGUAGAAGUAGUAGUAAAAGUAGUAGUAGUAGUAGUAGUAGUAGUAGUAGUAGUAGUAGUAGUAGUAGUAGUAGUAGUAGUAGUAGUAGUAGUAGAAGUAGUAGUAGUAGAAGUAGUAGUAGUAGUAAUAGUAGUAGUAGUAGUAGUAGUAGUAGUAGUAGUAGUAGUAGUAGUAGUAGUAGUAGAAGUAGUAGUAGUAGUAGUAGUAGUAGUAGUAGUAGUAGUAGUAGUAGUAGUAGUUGUAGUAGUAGUAGUAGCAGUAGUAGUAGUAGUAGUAGUAGUAGUAGUAGAAGUAGAAGUAGUAGCAUAAGUAGCAGUAAUAGUAGUAGUAGUAGUAGUAGUAGUAGUAGUAGUAGUAGUAGUAGUAGUAGUAGUAGUAGUAGUAGUAGUAGUAGAAGU